AGACACGCAAUGAAAAUGGCAUGCACGGAGUAUUUCGAAAGCAUCAUCAAGUUAUUCAAACGUAACUGUUGGGUAGGAGAUAUAUUAUAAGAUGGUCUUUCGACGCCUAGUUGACGGAAUCGGCUUGCUCAUUACUGACUGCGCAUUAAAAGAUAAGGAUAGUUCAUUCGUAUGAAAGCCGCGCUUUCACAGUAAUCUCAUUAUGCUACAUCAUGGAAAUCUAAAAUGAAGUUGAAGAUCCAUGAUUUCCCCUGCUUUACAGAAAGUCAGAAUUCCGAAUGCCUUCCUCCAAAGCGCGGACUAUUACUGGUGUAGUAUAUUGUUAAGCAGGCCAUACCGUCAAAUCCAGAAGAUACCUAGUAUGCUGGAGGGAGACGCCUGCCACCUGCAGAUUUUGGCUUGUCGUGUACAACGCGACCAUUUUUUACGUUAGUGUACAACAGAUAGGAAUUCUGAAGGUAAACCGCCCGUCCGCUUGUCUUGAACGCAAGAUGAUAAUGAAUAUCCUACCAAACACCCAUCACGUCGAGCUGUACGACAAGAAUUACAAGUAGUAUGCAGAAGCGGUCGCAUUGGGACCCACUGAUCAUUGGGUCUUUGGAAAAAUGGCCCCUGCGGACGUAAGCGAUGUAGUUGUGGAGCUUGGCGAGGUUUACCCUCCAUCUAUGAAAGCAGGAGCAAAUGGCGGAACUCCGGAAAACGCGACGGAAGUCUUUCACAGCGCGCCGGCAGUCUUUGUCGAGGCCUCAAAACCGCCGAAUGACCCGCCACCGCAACCACCGUCGCCCAAAAAAAGUGCCUCUGUGGUACACAAACAUUUGAACUAUGAUGUUGGCGAAGGUGUUACAGUAGAUUCAGUACUCGAGCCAGUUGGUAAAAGUAGUCAUAACAUAGACUUGGUCUUUGCUGCACUUGCUGUUGCUAAUACUGUGCAAUCUCGUUAUCGAGGCGGUGUGUCUUCACACGAUGACGAACUAUCGCACAUAAGUAAACUUCUAGUAGGCGGCGACAACACGGCUACCCAGGUCAUAGGAGUAAGUAGCUCGCACCAUUUAGCCAGUUUUUCGCGGUCGAAUUAUUAUUUUCUAUGUACACCUACACAGGGCGAGGAGCCCUUGGCGCCAGCGCGACCCGCCAUCGGCAGAGCAGAAACGGGUCACCCACGAGAAGACACAGUGGCUGUCGCACGAACCUUUAAACUUCUCAUGUUUAUCCAGAUGAUGGUCAACUACGACUCUGGUGCGAUUCCCUCCGUUCUGUUAUGACACAGAUGAUUUUGUGUUUGUGCAGCACCUUUUGUAUCCGUUUCUGAGAAGACGUGCACGUGAUGGCCAUGGUUCGAUAGAAUAUGUUAAAGCUCAGCCUUCAAUGGUCACUGAUGCUGAACGGAGGCGACCCCCUUCAAAGCUCUCCCCUUUCCCUUCGUUUUCCCCUGUUCUCUAAAGCGGUCGCUUCUUCGAUCUCAGUGACCAACCCCAAUGACCAUUGAAAGCUGAGCCUUAAAUAUGAAUAUCUUGUAUUCUUGAAUGCAGUUGCAGGUGCGGCAGACAGUGGUCUUUAUCAUGCUCAUACUUGAAAUUUCAUGAAGCAGUCACGCCUCCAAGCUACAACUGGACCAACGCAGUCGUAUUAUAUAAAUAUGUAUAGAGUAAGGCAAGUGACGGGCUUCGAGUUGCAAGGAGUUGCUCGAGUUGCUGAAGCGAAGGGUUCCAAAUCUGGAUCGCAACGAGUUGCCAGAAGAACAGAAGGCUGGCGCAUCCAAAUGGGGCGAAGCAGGGCGGUGCGGGCGCGGAAGUGCUUGCUCGGCAUGCUGGGCGCCGUCUGCGCGACCUCCUUCGCAAAAGAAGGCCGGCAAGGCGUUACCUCCUUCCGUUUGCGAUCGAUAGCGGCUCGCCGCCCCCCACUCGGUGGCGGGGAGCAAGUGCCUCGCCCGCCUCUGUGGUUUCGUUGGAGGGGUGUCAAGGUGGGUUUGGGUUUUCGUCGCGCUGCGUUGCGGUGUGAGGGGUUCCCGCCGGGGUGGGGUCAGCGCCGGCUUGCGGCCGGAGGGUGCCGCUGUGACAUUGGGGGAAAAGCUGCGGGGGCUAAUGUGUGGGCGGGUAGCGGUAGGCGUGGUUUCACGUUGGUGGGCAGCUGGGUAUGCUGGUCCGGUACACGCCACACCCCCCAGGGCCCCCGCGUUGGGCCCUUUGCGGUCAUCUGACUGCCACCCCUUGGCUGUCUUCCCCUGGCGGAUGCCCCUCCUGCCGGCCCGCAGUGCUCUUGUUCUCUACUUCAACGCCUCGCCAAGGCUGCACCCGCAGGGCGCAGCGAAAAAAAUCGCAUGGGCAACUCGAGCAACCCGAGAAACUCAGCCCGAUAUGGUCGAAAACAGCCUAGCUCUAUUAUGAGAAAUAUACUCUCAUACAUCUAGUACUAAGGCGAUAACUCUAUCAGGCUACAAUCUAGUCCUUCGUCAUACUUGUUUUUUUCUCUUCAUUGUCCGAGAAGAUAAGAGAGGAAUUUAAGGCGAGUGAGUCGCAGCUUGGUUUUCUCGGUUCGGUGCCGUACCUUGGAAUAACACUGGCGGCGCCCGUUUUCGGUGUCUUAUUUAAGGCAAGUGACGCUCAGAUAUCAAUCUCUUAACAUGUUGCAACUCGACAUGGUAUAUUCAGGAGUGAGAACUUGAUAAUUACCUUCUCACCUCAGAAAAGCACUAGCGCGAGCCGCCCCUGGAAUCUAGACAGGGGAGUGCAACUCCAAGGGCUUUCACUUCUCUUUCUGGUACUGGAUAGGGAUUCUAAUUUUGUGGGCACGCAGUCGCAGAAAAAAGUUCUUCUGGUGGCUCUCACAGGCAACGCAGCCUUCUGUGCACUUCUAGCGUGGUCCUCGUACUACUGGCAGCUAGUGGUCGCGCGGUGCGUCAUCGGCGUACUCUCAUAGCUAGAAUAAUUUAUAGAACGGACGUAGGAUGGACUUGGAUGGAUCGGAUGGACCUACCUAAAUCUUCGGGCUCUACUCGAAAAACUUAGCGGACCUGGGAAGUCCAUCCGAUCCAUCCGAUCCGUCCCAUCCUGAACCCGACACCCCUAUAAACUGUUCUAUGUACAUGCAUCAUCCAUAUUGAUAGAAAUCGAUAGUAAGUUUAAGUUGUUUUUAUCAAUACUUAAUCAACUUCCUUAUGAUCCAGUUCUUGCAGACUGAAAAGAUUUCAGCAUACCAAAAUUUAUCAAUAGACAGACCGCGAAAGAAUGAAGUUUACGUUCUUUUUAAUCCCACACUAUUGACCAGUUUACACAAGCGCCGUUUGUGAUCUAUUCAACUGUAUGGGUGGAGGAAUUUGCGCCGAUCCAAAGCAAAACGCUGUGGGUUGCCUUAUUGCAGGUCGGAGUUCCCCUUGGGGUCAUGCUGGGAUACUUCUAUGAAAUGAUCUUAUUCAAGAUUUUUAUUCUUUGGCAGAAGAUAAAUCUUCAUCUUAUGCAUACUCAAUUUCUACAAAGAGCCUCAGUGGAGCUUUCGUUGCACUAAGAGCUACUUAGCAACAUCCAUGUAGUACUUCUAGUAUUUGUUUUGCAUCGUUUGUUGUUGUAGUUCGAAUAUAGGCAAUAGGAUACUUCUAAUCUGUGGUGGCUGGUCUUCUGGUUGCGAAUAACGUGCACUGGAGUGCCGCGAUGGCGGUGCAAACAUUUUCCAUCGCUGGACUGCUCAUCUUGCUUUCGCUCGGCGUGAAAGUAGAGCACAUCGACAACCCAUGGUCGUCGCCAGCAAUGGAGGGAUGGCGACAAAAGUUCAGGGAACAAGCGCGCGCAACGCGAAAAAGCAUGGCGGCUGCAAGUAGAAAGAUGACUGGAGCUACCAGGUACCUAGUGGGUUCUACAACAUCGCUACGAGAGAAGUUUUCUCUUCCGUCAAGCAGGCUCACGCGCUCGUUCCCAACAAUGAGAGUAGUUAAGGCGUAGGGAUCACCUAAAAUGCGAAGAAGUGAUACAUUCUUGAGUGUUUUAUUCCAUUUUGAAAGCAAUUCCAAAAAAUGUUAAUCUCAAUAGGUAAUAGUGGUUCUUAUCCACUUCUUUUCAUUCCCAUUCGCCCUUCUUCGUUGGAAACUGGAAAAUAACCGGUGUUGACGAGAAAGGUGAAGAUACGCUUUUUAAAGCUGAAUGGUAAUUAUAUAUAUUGAUAUUCAUAGUGUCCGCAUACGCUACGUAGGGGCGGGAAGCUCUAAAGAAUACAAUUCAAGGACGACUGCUUUGCCCCGAGGCACGAACGCAACCUCCCAGAAUCUUGGAGAUGGCCUGGUAGCCGAUAGCGCGCCAGGGAGAUCUGCGGGAUCUGGCAUCGAUCCACCCACGACAGCGGACGAUGGCCGAGCUAGCACAGGACGGCAGCCACAGCAACCGCGGCGUCCAAUAAAAGACGUGACCGGUGCACCUGCAACUUAAGACAAGUAUGUGAUUACUUAUUCAAGAUGCAUUCUUAGAUCAUUGAGAUUGAGUACACUACGUCGACAUCGACUGCUACUAUCACGUACCACUGCUAGCACCGCUAUGACUCGUCUAAGAGCAUGAAGCACCCGACGCACUUCCGUCGCCGAUUGAACCACUCAGGACCGGGAAUCACCUCAGCGUGGACACUCAUCUCGACGCGCACCGAGGGCAUCGCGCUGCUCCAUCACCAAGUCUUUUCGAAACCAGUAUGUCCUUUGAGUUUUGUGACGUAAAGAACCUGUGGAGGAUGCAGACUGGUAGUGAAAGCAAUAUCGGCAGCAACCUGUCAGACCGAGACCACGAAGAGGAUCACGAUAGUUCGCGUCUUCCAGUGGUCAAGGAGAAUAUUCUAAGCGAAGGCAAGCACAAAAGCAUAGUGCCGAGACUUAGUUGUAGAAAACAAACGGAGCAGGUUCAGGUUGGACGAGGAGGUCACAUCCCUGAAAAUGAUGAUGAUGAUGAUCAUUAUCAUAUGGUAGAGCGGGAACGCGAUCUAGACGACCUCAACGAUGGAGCCAUAUCAAUAGACCAGGAUCAACAUCAAAGUAGUCAAGCCAUUGUUGCGAUUGACGACGUGGAAGGGGAUCCGUGUCAUCGGAGUUGUGGAAGCAGAGGGCUUUUGCAGCAUCGCGACGGAAGCCACCGAGGAGAAGCGCCAGACGGCCGCGGCGGGAUCCAAGGUCGCGACAGCACAGAGAGUGGUGGGGGCCUUCGCGGUAGUAUGGAAUCAAUCGAGACUGAUGCUGGAGGCAUGCGCUUUUCGAGCGCAAGUGCAGACAGCGUCCGCAGCAGCACAAACAGCGCAGACGGGAGUGGCGACAACCUACCCGUAUCCAGAAAGCCCUCAACUUUAGUACGCAUGUUCCGUCUGCGAAACAACAGCAUCUUUGUCCUCAGUGUGUAUGACUGUAAACACCAAGAAAGCAUAAUUUACUGUUCUGAAUUAGUGGUCCAGCAAGCAAUGUCGGUGUCUGUGCGGAUGGAGCCCAAGCCAUCAGCACUACAUAUCUUACAUCGAUUCUUUAGAAACAGAAGCUAGAAGUUACUUAGAUAGUACAGAAACAACAGGAUCUAUAAAUAUAAUUAUAUAUAUUUAUAAGCUUGCGCUACUAUAAUUUACAAGACUGACGCACAACGUUCCUUUGUGGCGUUCCCCCUUUGUGAAAUUAUAGGCAUGCCAACACCAUUCAUAAAAUGCUUACGUUGUCAACGCUUUAUUUUGUGGUGACCGGCGUGCAGUACUGGGCAACCAUUUACCUCGUAGAAGUAUUCCGACCGAAAAGCGUCAGCAUAGAUAGUUUCAGGUAAUAUCUUGACCCAACUACUUGAUAUGCUAAUAUUUAUAUAUAGAACGAGUAACGGUAGCAACAAGUAACAAGUAAGUAGUUCCUACUUGGGAACUGUAUCGGUACUAGAUACAAUUGAGGCAGAAAUUCCACCGAGCCUUCGUUAGUGCAACUAAACAAGCAUAGUUUACAAACCUGUUGUGAAAUGAUGUUUAUAUUUUGGUGCUACAUUUCAGGGUUACAGUCAUCGUGACAUUCUCGAUAGUUGCGGCGACAGGACCUGCUUUUGGUGUAGUCACAGGCGGACUCGUAGUCGACUGGAUGGGUGGUUAUGGAGGUGUAAGAGCAAGAAUAACGACCUUUCGGAUGCUGCUCGGAAGCGCAUGCUUUGCGACCGCCUGCGGCGUUGUCGCAUCAGUAAGUUGGCGUGUUUGAUUUUGCAACCGUGUGAUUUGUGAGUGUCGAUGUAGUUGUUGUUUUAAAACCACGAAUCGAAUAGCAUGUUUUAGGCGAGUUACUUUGUUUUUCAACAGUCCUUCUCCAAAGCGACGGAUAGAACUUGUCCAUGCGAUGCUUCUCCUUUUUCCAAAGAAGCCCACCGUACACCAGAUUUUACCCGCAGGAAAUAGUAUGGGUGAGUUUUAUGCGGUCGUCGUUCUGCUGUGGCUCCUGUUGUUCUUCGGCGGAGCGAUGGUUCCAGCGCUGACAGGCAUGAUGCUCAGCGUGGUAACCAAGAAUUUGAAUUGCAACUUUCUUGCGCUUGAACCCUCUACAUCCAAAUUACAAUUUAAAGGCACGGAGGCUAGGUGGUGUUUGCUCGGCGUCGUGUCACCAUAUUAUGUUGAAAUACGCAGGUUCGCAACGACUUUCGCGCAACUGCGAGCGCGGUCGCGAACGGUCUUUUCAAUGUAUUGGGUUUUGCGGCUGGAACAUUAGCCCCGGGUCUCUUCAUGAGUUUUCUUAGUGGAACUUUUCGAGACCGAUUACGCGGCGGAAUGUCCUUGCUGUUCUGCUGGGCCAUCCUCGGUGUCAUUUUCCUCGUAGUAGCGUUGGUGAAACAAUAUCACGUUUUAAGCAUCCGUUUGUCGCAUCUGACUGAACGAUUCUGCGAAAUCCACGAGAAGACGAGAGAAACCGACUCCCAGACGUGCUCCGACAGAGAUCUCUAGUACUAUAUUCGAUUUGAUGUUUCUUCGCUCUUUCUGAUCUUGAUCCGCCACCGAUUGCUGACCUUUGUGUAGUGACGAGAGAAUUCAACACAAGUAUCUAUUCGAUAUUGAAUCACUCACACACACUCGGUUUAGAUUUAUGUUGUUGAAUUUCAUGGUAAAACUGCUAAGGCUUACACAUGAUCGAUACUCCUAAUACAAAAUACGACAGCAUCCUUCUUUUUUCCCCAUAUUGAUUCCUAGUAAAUAUGCUCAUCGAAAGAUCACAGGCAAACACCUAUCUUCCAGCAUUACAAAGACGGUUUUGGAGAAAGCCCUUAACGAAGUGAAGAAACUUCGAUAUGACCCGCGUCUUCUGGAUGUAAGGAUCGGGCAGGCGAAGGAGGCACUAGAAGAGGUGUACAAUAGCAUGGACAGAAGAGCAGAGAUGAUGCGACCAGAGUCUGACUAUGUUCACCAACUUCUAGAUGAACUGCUACGUUGUUCACCAAGUAGAGGAAGCCUACAACUGCAAGAAAUGCAACGUUGUUAGUAUUUAGCAUUUAAUAUAUAACGUUAUUUUUUAGAACUUAAUAUAUAUCACGAUUUUAGCCAAAGAGUUUAGAUUUAGAAUUUGAAUAAUUCCGGAAUUAAUGUCUGUACCUCCGACCUGCAUCUUGUAAGUUUGCAAGAUGAGACCGCCAGGCAAGUUUCCGAAAAGGCAGAAACUUUCAGCAAUGAAUUUUCGGAAACUUUCGGCAGGCGUUUUUUUUUUGGAUGAGAUUCAUGGAAAAAACUUCCGGAAACUUUCGGCGAUCCAUUUCAUGGGCCUCACCUCUUGCAUUUUACGUAAGUCGUAGAGGUGUCUGAUGAAGAAGGGCCUCCUUGUAAAUCGCUUUAGGAGGAGUAUCUACGUGCAUGAUCACAGAAUAAAGAAACAGGUCUUCUUCUGUGCCAGGUCUUGUAGGCUAGACGUAAAAGUCUAAUCAUUUCUUGUGUUUGGACGAGGUGUGCGAGCGUCUGUACCUGCUGAGGUUAACCAGGAUGUUGAGCGUUUCACGAACGAGCGGACCAUACAGGACAGCACACUGGAGCGACUAACCAUAGCGAGCAGAUGCCACCGCAGUUCCAUGGAAGCGGACAUAAUCAGACCAUCUCCUUCCACCGUUAAGAAUAGUUCGGCCGAAAUAGAUUGUUGGCAUCAAUAUUUUUCUGUUAUACUAGCCGUAGCAACAGACAGAUUGUCAUUCUCGCAUCAAGGUAGUAUGUAUCUAUAAGUAAGUACAUAGGUUCUUGCUUGUCAAGUUUGCUCUCUUUUCGUUUCCCCUGCUAGGCGGUCAACACUUAUAACUUUUUUGGGUCCGACGAGAUUAUUCAGCAUGCAACUAGCUACCUCUACGUCUAUCCGAAACCAGGCACUUUCUAAUGCGUUGCACUAUGGAAGUGCCGCACCCGGAGAGGAUGCUAGCACAGUGCACAAUAUGGCUCUCGCUACGAGCACGAUGGGAUCAGCUGCAGGAACUACAACUUUCAAAGAACACGACGAAACGGCGCCCUUUUCAGGAGGAAGGACUCCAGCAGAAGGGAGUGCCAUUGUACCGCUGAUAGAGUUAUGACCACUAGGUACUGUGAAUAAAGCAUUGUAAAGGAUUGACUACGCAGUCUGGGAGGUCAUUGUUUCGACUUUUUUGUAGGUUUGCCUAUUGUGUACUAGAAGUAAAAGGAAUUCAAACUACUGUUGUACGACGCUUACGUUUACGUACAAGAACGAACAAGAUGAAGAUCUUCUCUAACGAACGUUCACGGCCCUGGAGGAGGGCGCAAAGAGGGCGAGACUGCUUCUUCUACGUCCGUAGCUUCAGGAUCGGAGCUGGGAUUCGUAAGUCCCGAUGAGGUGAUGCUGUUCGACGCGGCAUCGCAGAAGAAGCACAAGAAAAAGUGAGCAAUGCUGACACUGUUGAUAUUUGCGCGCAAUGUAUUCUCGUAAUUGAGCAGGAUUUUUCACUGGCUUGGAUUUCCCUCAAAAUGUUGUGUCAACAAACAUUGUACACUUGAAAUUGAUACUGAGUGACUCAAUUUGUAUUAAUUUGUUCAUCUCUAGCUUGUGUCUCAUUGAAAUUUAUUGCGACGUUGAUUUUCCGCGACACGUCGACCUCCUACAUGUCUUCUAAUUACAACAAACGCAAGGAGAAAUCUGUCUAUCAACAAUGUUAUCGCUUUUAAAUCCUAAAAAGAAAUCUUCUUCCCUUCUUUCCGAUACCUGAAUAGUCGACAACUUUUCUUUCUAGACAUUGAAUACUCGGUUUAUUUUUCGCACGUGAAUACUCGAUACAGCGUUGUGUGCUGGCGUCUUUGACGCACAGACCUUGUUUCGUAAAAUAAUAGCUAGUUAAUGGUGCAGUUGUGAACUAGAAGACAUGGCAACGAAAGAAUGUGCACGUAUUAGCACUGAGAUAGGAAAAACGCGCGCGCGGAGGGAGGUGAACUAUUCUGCAGGCAAGAAAGGUUUGAUCGUAUCUAUAGCACCCUUGUCUUCGCGCGUUCAUUUGAUUGAUGUGCCCCGGGCGAUUUGAAGACAACUGUACAAGUCUCUUCACAAUGAAUCGUGCACGUCCGUAAGGCAUAAACAAUUUUGCAUCUCGUGGUGAUAGAUAAAUAACACUUUAAAUACGAAAGCGACAACUUUGUAGAGAACGGACAACAUCAGACCAAACUGGCAUGCGAAAAUUUCAAGAAAUGACGUACAAACAAUGCGCUGAGACUCUUCUACUAGAGUGCCUACCACCGCAAGAAGCUCGCGAC
Molecule: messenger RNA, 9696 nt
Organism: Amoebophrya sp. A25
Lineage: Eukaryota; Dinophyceae; Syndiniales; Amoebophryaceae
Source: the annotation of a GenBank genome assembly